Molecule: messenger RNA, 263 nt
Organism: Racocetra fulgida
Lineage: Eukaryota; Fungi; Glomeromycota; Glomeromycetes; Diversisporales; Gigasporaceae
Source: the annotation of a GenBank genome assembly
AUGGUUGCAUAUGUCGAGCCACAGUGUUUUAUUCAAUAUGGAAAAAAUGGUAAACUUGAUGAGCGAUCUGAUAUUUAUAGUCUAGGGGUGUUGAUGUGGGAACUUACAAGUGGGACACCCCCUUUUUCUGAUAUAAUGAAUAAAUAUGCCAUUUCUAUAAAAAUUUUUCUCGGUGAUCGGGAGAAGAUGAUUCUUGGUACACCACAAAAAUAUGUGGAUCUUUACACAAGUUGUUGGUCUUCAGAACAAGAAAAACGUCCAAA